GCCUCUGCGUCCCCUUGGCACCGCGCCCGGGAGAUGCUGGAGAGAGACGCCUAUCUGCCCCGUGGCGCAAAAGAGUUACUGUCAAAGGCAGCCUCGCUUUCAACUCCGGCCAUCACUCCGGCUCCGAGAGUUAUGGCGACCGCAACGUCCAACCACUACAGCGUCCUCGCCACCCCCAGCAGCGCGCCGCCGCCGCCGCACUCGGACUCCGGAAGCAUGCAGCAGGCGGCGGCGUACAGGGACGCGCACACCUUGCUCCAGAGCGACUACGGCACGUUACCGGUCGGCGGGCAUCCGCUCAGCCACGCGCAUCAGUGGAUCACGGCGCUGUCUCACGGCGACGGCGGGGCGCCGUGGCCAUCGAGUCCCCUCGGAGAGCAGGACGUGAAGCCCGUGCUGCACGACAGUGACCGAGAGGAGCUGCAGAACUCCAGCAGUCUGCAGCAGCAGCAGCAGCAACAGCGACACCCUCACCUCGCGCACCAGCAGCCACAUCACGACGCCAGAGCAUGGCGAACCAGCACAGCCGCCACGCACAUCCCCGGCAUGGCGACGUCUGAGGGCCAGAGCCUGGUGUAUUCCCAGUCCGGCUUCGGACUGAUGCCAGGGGGGGAGCAAGGGGCGAUGCAUCACCACCCGCUGCGGGACGACGACCACCACAGCCACAGCCCGCACCUCAGCGAACACGGGGGCGGCCCCGGGGCCCACCAGCAGCAGCAGCAGCAGCCCCUCUCGCACCACCACCAGCAGCACGGGGGCCACCAGGACCACUCGGACGAGGACACGCCGACCUCCGAUGAGUUGGAGCAGUUCGCCAAACAGUUCAAGCAGCGACGCAUCAAGCUGGGCUUCACCCAGGCGGACGUGGGUCUGGCCCUCGGGACGCUCUACGGGAACGUUUUUUCUCAGACCACCAUUUGCAGGUUCGAGGCGCUUCAGCUCAGCUUCAAGAACAUGUGUAAACUCAAGCCCCUGUUGAACAAGUGGCUGGAGGAGGCGGACUCCACCUCGGGGAGCCCGACCAGCCUGGAUAAAAUCGCCGCGCAGGGGAGAAAAAGGAAAAAGAGGACCUCCAUCGAGGUGGGCGUCAAAGGGGCUCUGGAGAGCCAUUUUCUCAAAUGUCCAAAGCCGGGAGCCGCGGAGAUCAACUCCCUGGCGGAGAGCCUGCAGCUGGAGAAGGAGGUGGUGAGGGUUUGGUUUUGUAACAGGCGGCAGAAGGAGAAGAGGAUGACGCCCGCUGGGGGACAGAUAGCAGGGGGGGAGGACAUGUACGGGGACACCCCUCCUCACCACGGAGGACAGACUCCCGUGCAGUGACCUCGGCGCGCUGCCCUGAGAAAACAGGCCCCCGGAGGAGGAAUAAAGCCUCCUGUGUGCGUUUGAUUCUGCGUGCCGGAGCGCGCGGAUCUGGACCUCAAGCCGGUUUAAACGUCGGACCCGCGGACACGCGCACACGGCGGGGAGACGCGGCGGCGCUCGAGCACUGAAAAUACGCAUAGCAGAGAGCCGCGCGGAGCGGGUUCAUGCCGCGGAUCACCGUGCUGCAUAUUGGAAUACGGCCGGCGCGUGCUAACCAAACAAACAAACAAACAAACACACACAAAAACAUUUUUUUUAAAACAGCGACAAUUGAUCAGAGAAAAAAUGCUUUUCCGCGUCUUCGGCCGACGCGCCAAUGUGUCGUUAUGUAACGUGUCGUUAGAGAAAGGCAGCGUGAGAUGUGGACACGAGGCGUCUGCAGGGGGGGACGGGGGGACGGGGGGGACGGGGGGGGAGACCAGGCUUCGGGCUCGGUAAUAAGUCGCAGUCAGUGUGGGUAAAUAAACGCCAUCUUUCCAUCAAAACAAAAGCAACAGGGGCGAGAGAGG
Gasterosteus aculeatus aculeatus (three-spined stickleback) is the source of this 1868-nucleotide messenger RNA. RefSeq names its product POU class 3 homeobox 2a (gene pou3f2a). The record is from RefSeq and is a predicted model, not a curated record. Gene Ontology annotation, biological process: regulation of transcription by RNA polymerase II; brain development. Gene Ontology annotation, cellular component: nucleus. Gene Ontology annotation, molecular function: RNA polymerase II cis-regulatory region sequence-specific DNA binding; DNA-binding transcription factor activity, RNA polymerase II-specific. NCBI's taxonomy places the organism in Eukaryota, Metazoa, Chordata, Actinopteri, Perciformes, Gasterosteidae.